This is a messenger RNA of Rotaria sp. Silwood2, 246 nucleotides long. The record is from the annotation of a GenBank genome assembly. Lineage: Eukaryota; Metazoa; Rotifera; Eurotatoria; Philodinida; Philodinidae.
AUGGAUACAAUUGAUUUAAAUGAAAAUAAAAUUCGAGAAGAUUUUAAAAUUAGUGAUACAAUGCAACGUGAAAGUGCGAUAGCUGAUGACUAUUGGAAUUAUAUAUUCAAACAUGGAAAGAAAGAUCAAGUUGAAGUUGCAAUACAAAAUAUAGAACGAAAACUUCAUGAUUUACAAGAACAAAUACAUAGUACUAAUAACCAAGUAUCAAAUUAUGAUCAACAAUGGUUUUCAUCUGAUCCUUAG